GCAUUCCACUGGCCGUCGCCUCGCUGGCACGAACGUCUUUCUUCUUAGUAGGCGGCGAUACGUUGUGGUGCAAUAACGGUGGCCAAAAUGGUAACUUGAUUCGCUAAAAAUGUUCUCGCACAAAAAUAUAAGGGGUUGAAAUGUUCGUGGAAAAUGUAAAAUUGUGCCAGAGUAUGUGGAACGAUUUUUAGACUGCUAGUGUAGGGACACCGGUCAGUGUGAAUGUUCGAAUGGAGCAGAAUCUCAUAGAAAAAAGUCAAGUGGGUUUAAAUCGGGUGACCUAGCUGGCCACUCAACUUGUCCCCUUCGUCUUAUCCACCUUCCAGGAAAAGUUUCAUUCAAGUAAUGCCGCACUUGACGUCCGAAGUGAGGUGAUGCUCCAUCUUUCUGGAACCAGAUCGACUCUGCAGGAUAGUCCGCAGCAAGGGCUCAUACCAGAAAACAUCUUGAACCAAGUUCCACUGGUCUCCGGAAUUGUGCCGGGACGUUUAUUUUUUUAAUAGUGUUGUGUGACAUUCAGUAGCAUGAAACACGUGUUAAUAUUCUUCGGUGUUGAAAGCUAGUGUAAUUAUUGUGUGUCCACAUUUUCUAAUCGACGAUGUGUAAACGACGGCGAUUUAAAACCGCAAAAUUUUGAUUAAAAUGAAGCAAAGUGGCGACGAAGGGAUGAAAAAAAAAUAGUGAGGUGUUCCAUGGUGGUUUAUCACUCGUGGUAAUAUGCCAGGACUCGUAGUAUUUCGACGAAGAUGGAGUGUAGGAUCGGACGAUUUGGUCGUACCUGGGGCUUUUCUAUUCACCGUCCACCUAAUCUGGACUAUCAUUCUAACAGUGCUUCUCAGUCUGUCCACUUUUGCAAAUUUAGAGAAGUGUGAAUUACAACUGUUAGGUUUAGUUGUGGGUUACUUGGUUAUUUUGGGAUUAUCUAUGGCUAUCGAACUGGCCAUUUGCGUGGUAGCCAUGAGGGGGAGUAUUUUGGAUACGACGCCACGAUCCUCCAUGCAGUACAUCUUAUAUUUUCGAUUAGCUGUGAUGUUUAUAGAAGCUGGCUGGUUGUCCGUCGGAGUGGCAUGGUUUUAUGAGAAUUACUUCACCUGUAAAACAGUGAACCCGAUGAACCCGAAAGAAACCGUCCUGGGUAUGGUCGUUUGUAAUUGGUGUAUAUUAUUAUCUGUGCUAGUAACUGUUUGGUGCACAUAUGACGCGGCAGGCCGCUCAUGGGUAAAAAUGAAACAGUACCAAAGAUCAAUGCGGGAAUCAGAAUCCAAGUUUCAGUACAAAAGGUCCGGCAGUACUCGAAAUUGGCGACAACGAAAAGUCCUGCGGGCUUACCAGGACAGCUGGCAGCAGCGCUGCCGUUUCCUGUUCUGUUGCUCGGGAACGUCGGACCGAAACCGCAAUUCCUUCGCCGACAUCGCGCGAUUGCUCUCCGACUUCUUCCGGGACCUGGACGUCGUACCAUCGGACGUGGUCGCGGGCCUGGUCCUACUGAGGAAGUUCCAGAAGAUCGAAAGGAAGGCCAUCGUCGAGCAACGUAAAAAUGAUACUUACGAGUUCCUUUCGGGCGUAGCCGUAACCCCACGGACCCAGUUUCUGUCUCUGCACGAAGGUGCCGAUUUAGAACUGUUUCAGACAGUCAUACAUUAUGCUCACUUUGCCGUUCGGGCUUACGGUUGGCCCAUCUACGUAUGGACGUCAUCUAUGGGUCUGUGCAGGUUGUGCGCUGACUUGAAGUGUUGUUGCUGCCUGCCGUGUCAAAAACGCGUCUCGGCUGAAAUUGUCGAAGACAACUGUUGCAGGUGCAACUACGCAGCCUUACAGAAACUCACCAGUUUGGGAGAUAUAGAGAUUAUAUAUGCCACUUACCACGUGGACGUGGGUGAAACUCCCUUUUUCGUUGCCUUAGAUUACGAUCGGAAGAAAGUGGUGAUCAGUGUUAGAGGCACGUUGAGUAUGAAAGAUAUUUUAACCGAUUUGAACGCCGAAGGUGAAACGCUUCCGUUGGAUCCUCCACGAGAGGAUUGGUUGGGACACAAAGGUAUGGUCCAAGCAGCCCAGUACAUUCUGGAUAAACUUCAAGAAGAGGAGUUGAUCGAACGAGCCUUACAACACUGUCCGGAAAGGGGAACCAAUGAUUUCCAAAUCGUGAUUGUCGGACAUUCCCUAGGUGCUGGUGCGGCCAGCAUUUUGGGAAUACUCUUAAGACAGUAUUAUACUUCUCUUAAGUGCUACUGCUAUUCUCCCCCUGGAGGUCUCCUUAGCAUGCCGGCUGUGGAAUACACCAAAUCUUUCACCAUAUCCGUGGUGGUAGGGAAAGAUGUAGUACCCAGAAUAGGACUCCACCAGAUGGAAGCGCUGCGGGCCGAUUUGAUCAACGCCAUCAAACGCAGUGUGGACCCUAAGUGGAAGACCAUUACCUGCAGCAUCAUUUGCUGCGGUUGUUCUCAGCCGACAUCAGCCGUUGAAUUAUCCACAGGAGAAAGCGACGUUGGAGAGUAUAUGAGGUCUCGACGGCACGCCCGUGAUGGACUACACCCCUCUGACAGUUCAAUAGCUCUGACGUCGCAUCAACCCCUCUAUCCUCCAGGUCGUAUAAUACACGUGGUGCGCCAUCACCCAACACGUGGCGAACAAAAGUAUGAAAAGAGAUGGAGACAAGCCCUCUCGAAACGGGAACCGGUAUAUCAAGCGCUGUGGGCUCAUAAUACCGAUUUUGACGAAGUGUUGAUUUCUCCGGUGAUGAUACAGGAUCACAUGCCUGAUAAAGUAUUAGAUGCCCUCAACAAGGUACGGUCGCAUCGUGUUCGUCAGCCCGAUAUCUACAUGUUCAGUGACCAGGUAGAUUAGCUAGCAUGGAUAGCAUUUUCAAUGGGAAACCGCUUAUAACCGUGUAUUUGCACCAAACAAAAAGCACUUGACAACACCGUAGAAAUUUCACGUUUGGGUAAACUAGUCUUUUGUGUUUGUAUAAAAUGCUAUUCUUCACUGGAGGCCGUACGGUUACAAAUUUUCACGUAAUCUGUGAUUAGAGUGUAUACUUUGUCUUAUUUUUAGUUUGUUAUUUAUUUAUUUUUAGUUUAAUGUGACAGUGGAUUCAUUUUUUACAUUUUUAGUAAAUAUAUUAUUUUCAAGUGUU
Molecule: messenger RNA, 3133 nt
Organism: Zophobas morio
Lineage: Eukaryota; Metazoa; Arthropoda; Insecta; Coleoptera; Tenebrionidae
Product: diacylglycerol lipase-alpha-like
Exons: 10
Coding region: 718-2844 (708 amino acids)
Biological process (GO): diacylglycerol catabolic process; arachidonate metabolic process
Cellular component (GO): cytoplasm; postsynaptic membrane; dendrite membrane
Molecular function (GO): lipoprotein lipase activity
Source: RefSeq, a predicted model, not a curated record